Messenger RNA from Dissoconium aciculare CBS 342.82, 724 nucleotides. RefSeq lists its product as uncharacterized. The record is from RefSeq and is a predicted model, not a curated record. NCBI's taxonomy places the organism in Eukaryota, Fungi, Ascomycota, Dothideomycetes, Mycosphaerellales, Dissoconiaceae. Bases 130 to 624 code for a protein of 164 amino acids. The transcript has a single exon.
GAACUUGUUCUUUGUGAGGUAAAUUCAGAUCGGAUAGAUCAGACGAUAUGUAGGUAUAUAUAUUUGUGCUUGUCGCAACACCUUGACCAAAGUUAUAAAACAGGGACUGAAAUCAGGCAAUGAAGUGCGAUGACUCUUUUUCGCCUUCCACGAGAUGCGCAAGCAGGCACACAAAACAUAGGCCACGACUUGACUUCUGGUGCCUCUUCCUUCGAUAGGCACCAGAGGCCAUGGCUCGAGCAGGAAUCUGCUCCAGGACUGGCUCCUCUGCCUGUUCUUAUACGCCCUCUGCCUGCUCUCGUGAUGCUUCUGCCUGCUGCCGAUUAUCUCUGCCUGCUGUUGGCUACCUUUGCCUGUCGCGGACUACGUCUGCAUGUCGCUGCCUUGUGCUUGUCCGUGAGAGAGAGUCACCGUGCACUGCUUUCAUCGGAUAGAGAGGGGGCAUACACGCACAGUUGCCAUAUAUUCACAACGAUCAAGUUGAGUUUCAUCGUCAAAGCAAAUAAUGCCAUUUAUCCCAGAACCACGCAUCCACGCCGGCCUCGGCCAGAUAUGACACCAAGACCUCGUCGAGCCAGAGUUCCCUCGAUCACAAUUUUUGUGCGAUACAUCCUAGGAGACUAAAGAGUCCGGGGCGGGCUGGAGUUUCAUGUUCAUGUCGAGUUCGUUCUUCUGCGAGCUGGGUUAAGAACAGCAACGCUUCUAUACGUGAUCAAUGAUAUUC